This is a messenger RNA of Tigriopus californicus, 1259 nucleotides long. RefSeq lists its product as uncharacterized. The transcript is spliced from 5 exons. Lineage: Eukaryota; Metazoa; Arthropoda; Copepoda; Harpacticoida; Harpacticidae. Bases 11 to 1255 code for a protein of 414 amino acids. The record is from RefSeq and is a predicted model, not a curated record.
UCAUACUUUCAUGAAGCUGACAACGAACUUGGAAAUUUUAUGUUUGAUGGGUUGCAAUUUUCACGCUCGGCAUUCCCAGCCAUGCACGUUCUACGUGUUUAUCAACGCAACCAAUGAAUGCUAUCUGGGUGAUAUCGGCACCUCAGGAUCGGUCCAAAUUGAUAAUAAGAAUAACUCGGUGUUGGUCACCUCAUUGAAAGAUCAAGAUACUGAGGUGGGGAAUCAUUUCCCACUAACCAUACCGGUCAAAGGCUAUCACAUCAAUGGGUUCUUGUACAAGGAUACAAACAAUAGACUUGUUUGUAGAUUGAAUUGUUACCUGGAUCCCGACGCUCGGUGUUCGUUUUAUUUCAUUAAAUCAGGGGUUUGCUAUCUCGGCGAUGUGCUCAAUGCAGACAAUCCCAUUCCUCCACCCAAAAUUUCACCGUCGGCCAACAUUAUUAUAUUCAUUAAUGCUGAUUAUACCCGGACAACCAACGUUUCUGCCCGGUCCUACACCCAGGUGGUCAUGCCCUAUAAGACCGCCCACCACCGUCUCAUCCAUCAUUGGGGCGGUUUCCCAACCUUGGAGGAUUGCGCAACUGCCUGUCACGCGGGUUUCAAGCGGUCCAGCCGAGACGCACUGGAUAUGAAAUGCCAAUUCUUCUUCUACAAUGCCACGAGUUUGAAUUGUUAUGUGGGAAACUUGGAAUUUAAAAGUGAAGGCGCACCAUCAGGCAAUGAUGGAAUUAUCACCCUUUUCAUCCAAACUGCUGUCUUGGAGGAAGUAAACCACGGAGAGGAUUUCUCACAGGUGCCAUACAAUCAAUCAUGGAAUUCGUAUAUUUACCGAGAGGCCGUCGUUUCGGGGGCGUCCAGUCUUCAAUGUGGAGCCCUUUGUAUCUUCGAUACUGGCCCUUGUAACAUUGCCAUAACGAGCCGUGCAAAUGGUGCGUGUUAUUUAGGAGAUUGGUAUAUAAAUAGUACAGAGUUCGACCAAAUCACUUUUGAUGGUUUAGUGAGCCAUCGGAAACCUCAAUUAGGAGUGAUUUUAGGGGGACUGGACCAAUCGCAUAAACAAUUGGACACAAUUGACGUGAUUAAUGACUUCAGAACAUCGUGUGAAAAUCCAGCGAUUCCAACCCUACCAGUCCCUUUGUAUGGUCAUGCCGCUUUAUACUCGGAAUCUUACAAUGAGAUUGUAGUUUGUGGCGGGCACCAAAAUACAAGCACCCUGUGUGAGUCAAGUUUAAUUCACAGCCAAAUGCAGUUUUAGCAUG